This is a messenger RNA of Strongyloides ratti, 1569 nucleotides long. RefSeq names its product Nischarin. Gene Ontology annotation, cellular component: cytoplasm. Gene Ontology annotation, molecular function: protein kinase binding; phosphatidylinositol binding. The record is from RefSeq and is a predicted model, not a curated record. Lineage: Eukaryota; Metazoa; Nematoda; Chromadorea; Rhabditida; Strongyloididae. The transcript is spliced from 5 exons. The coding region runs from base 1 to 1569 and encodes 522 amino acids.
AUGGCUAUGUUAAAAGUUUCUGAAAUAUCACCACAUAUUGAAAAAAAUAGAAUGAUUAAUAUUACAGGAUAUAAAGAGAGUGGACUAGACAAACAUAUUUUGUAUUUAGUAAAUGUAUGCAUUAGUGAUUGUCAAUGGACUGUUGAAAAAAGAUAUAAUGACUUUGUUAAAUUUGACAAAAUUCGUUUUCCUAAUCAAAAAAAAUCAAAAUUACCUAAGAAAAAAUUUAUUGGAAAUAAAGAUCCUAUAUUUUUAGCAGAAAGAAAAGUAGAAUUAGAAAAAUAUCUACGUACUACAAUAGAGGAUGAAUUACAAUUAUGUAAAAAAGAAAAUAAACAUAAUAUUAACAAAAUUACUGCACGAUUUUUAGACUUUCAUCAAUAUGAAAUUCAUUCAAUUGUUGAAGAUUUAUGUGAACAGUUAGCUGCUAAAGGAUCAAAAUGGUUAGAAGAAAAUGAAAAGAAACCAAAAUAUUUUGAAUUUACAGCAAUAGAAAUAUAUUCAAUUGCAGAAAGAAUGAUGUUACCAAUUCCUACAUGUAAUGAUAAUGAUUAUGAAACUGAUGUAUCACAUGUUAUGGACUUUUUAACUAGUAUUCGUAAUUUAAAGAUAAAAGGGUCGAAGAAUUUUGUUGACAAUUCAAAUAUCUUGUCAAAUACACUUCCGCUUAAUCUUCACUUUAUCAGAAACCUCAAUGCUCUUUGGUUAACUGAUGGAGAUAUUCGAAUGUUAGGAGGGUUAAAUCGUGUUAAAAAAACAUUGACAAGGAUUACAAUACAUUAUAGUAUGAAAAAACUUAGUGAUUUGUUUGGAAAAGAAUUAAAUGUCUCUUUACAAAAUAAUUCUAAUUGGGAUGUUUUAAAAGAUGCAGACUUUUCUUUUAAUGAAUGUACUGAAAUAGAUGAAUCCAUUAUUGUUCUUACUUCUUUAGUUAAACUAUCUUUAAAUUAUAAUCAAAUACAUUCAAUAGGUAAUUCACUUCAUAAUUUAACACACCUAACAGAAUUAAAUUUAUCAAAUAAUUGCAUAUCAAAUAUUGACAAUUGGCAUCUUAAACUUGGAAAUAUAAAAAAACUUAAUCUAUCCGGUAAUGAUAUAACAAAUCUUCAAGGAUUAUCAAAAGUAUUUUCAUUAGAAUAUCUUGAUGUAUCAGAUAAUCUUUUAGGAAAUAUUGAAUCAAUUAAAGGUAUUGAAAAUUUACCUGUUUUAGAAAAAUUAAAAUUAAAUGGUAAUAAAAUACAAAAGAUACCUGAUUAUCGUGUAAAAGUUUUAUAUAUCUUUGGAAAACGUUUCUCAGAAGUUAUUUUGGAUGGUGUUAAAUGUGAUGUUGGGGAAGCUGAUACUAUUAAAAUAAGACUAGCAUUAGAAAAGAUAAAAAUUAAACAACUUGAUGAUGAAAAUAAAAAAUCAAACAACCAUUCAAUAAUUACUUCAAAUGAGGAUGAAUUUAGUGACUUUUCUGAGGUAGAAUGUUUCAAACGUGAAAAAAUAGAUUAUAAUAAUAAAAAAAUAUUAGAAGAUGAGGAAACAUUUCAUGACUCAAAUGAAUAUUUACCAUCUAACAAUUAA